UGUUUAGAUGCGCAUUUUCGGUAUGCCGACAUGCUGUGCGCCGUGCGGUUCUUAGGUUAUGUUUAGUGUCACGCCGUUCCGGAUAAAUAUAACAUAUUAAAACGAUGUCAUUCCGCGGUCGAGGUGGUGGAGGAGGUUUUCGAGGUCGUGGAGGAGGUGGUGGCUUCCGGGGUGGCAGAGGAGGUGGUGGAGAUCGAAGGAGCAACUAUGAUCAGGGUCCACCAGAACAAGUAACUCCAUUGUGCCACUUUGAAUGGUCAGUGCAAGACGAUUUGGUUGCCAAAGUCGAUAUUGAGCAAGUUCCUUACUUCAAUGCUCCUAUUUACACAGAAAACAAACAACAAAUUGGAAAGAUAGACGAGAUUUUUGGAAACAUAAGGGACUACUACGUCUCUAUCAAACUGUCAGAAAACAUCAAAGCAUCGAGUUUUGAAAAAGACACAAAGCUAUUCAUAGACCCAGCCAAAUUACUGCCUCUUCAAAGGUUCCUGCCCAAGCCUCCAGGCUCAGUACAGAAACGCGGUGGAGGUGGUCGAGGAGGUAGAGGAGGCGGUGGCCGUGGAGGUUUUGGUGGCCGAGGAGGUGGCGGCGGAGGUCGCGGAGGUUUUGGAGGCCGAGGAGGUGGCGGUGGUUUUGGAGGCCGAGGUGGCGGCGGUGGAUUUGGUGGACGAGGUGGUGGCGGCGGUUUCGGAGGAGGCAGAGGAGGUGGUGGAUUCCGAGGUGGUCGAGGUGGCGGCGGUGGAGGCGGAGGCGGUGGAGGAUUCAGGGGCAGGGGCAAGUGGUAGCGUGGGAGUAGAGAUAUACAUACAUUUAUAUAGGCAUUUUUAUACCGAAAAGACCGAACGCAUUGCGAGUGAGGGCGCGAGAUGACACAUUAUUUACGCUACAAGUUGUUGAAUGCAGCUUUGUAAGAUUGACGAGUAAUUAAGCGAAGAAAACUAGAUUGCUGUAAUGAGAGUGUACAGGUUUAAAACGAGACUAUGUACGUAGGUUUUCCAAUGAAUCACUAUUUUUUGUUAAUAAAAAUUAUCAUCAUAGCAUGAUAUAAUUUAUUAUGCUUGACGAGUUAAAUGAAAUAUAA
Nasonia vitripennis (jewel wasp) is the source of this 1081-nucleotide messenger RNA. It is a transcript of the gene Gar1, whose product is annotated as probable H/ACA ribonucleoprotein complex subunit 1. NCBI's taxonomy places the organism in Eukaryota, Metazoa, Arthropoda, Insecta, Hymenoptera, Pteromalidae. The transcript is spliced from 4 exons. Gene Ontology annotation, cellular component: box H/ACA snoRNP complex. Gene Ontology annotation, biological process: ribosome biogenesis; snoRNA guided rRNA pseudouridine synthesis. The coding region runs from base 105 to 785 and encodes 226 amino acids. The record is from RefSeq and is a predicted model, not a curated record. Gene Ontology annotation, molecular function: box H/ACA snoRNA binding.